Messenger RNA from Morus notabilis, 2106 nucleotides. Its product is annotated as 3-hydroxy-3-methylglutaryl-coenzyme A reductase 1. Gene Ontology annotation, cellular component: endoplasmic reticulum membrane; peroxisomal membrane. Gene Ontology annotation, biological process: isoprenoid biosynthetic process; sterol biosynthetic process; coenzyme A metabolic process. The transcript is spliced from 4 exons. NCBI's taxonomy places the organism in Eukaryota, Viridiplantae, Streptophyta, Magnoliopsida, Rosales, Moraceae. The record is from RefSeq and is a predicted model, not a curated record. Gene Ontology annotation, molecular function: protein binding; hydroxymethylglutaryl-CoA reductase (NADPH) activity. Bases 106 to 1752 code for a protein of 548 amino acids.
CCCACCCCUUCUCUUCCAUUUCCUCAACAAUAUCACCUCCACACAACACUCUUCCCUUUCUCUCUCUUCUGUGACCCAUCUCCCUCUCUCUCUCUCUCUCCUCCCAUGGACCUCCGCCGUCGGCCCUCCAAACUUCAAUCUCGGAAACCGUCGCCGGCGCCGCCUAAAGCCUCCGACGCACUCCCUCUGCCCCUGUACCUGACGAACGCCGUCUUCUUCACGCUUUUCUUCUCCGUCGCGUACUACCUCCUCCACCGAUGGCGCGACAAGAUCCGUAACUCCACUCCUCUCCACGUCGUCACCUUCCCCGAGAUCGCCGCCAUCGUCUCCCUCAUCGCCUCCUUCAUCUACCUCCUCGGCUUCUUUGGCAUCGACUUCGUCCAGUCCUUCAUCAUCUCCCCACGCGCCUCCUACGACGAGGAGGACGACGACCUCCACGUCGUCGUCCGCGACAAUGCCUGCCGUCCGCCGCCCCUGGUGGUCCCCACAUUGGCCUCCGAAGAAGACGAGGAGAUCAUCAAAUCGGUGGUGGAUGGGACUAUACCUUCGUACUCGCUCGAAUCGAGGCUGGGGGACUGCAAGCGAGCGGCGGCGAUCCGGCGCGAGGCGCUCCAGAGGAUGACGGGGAGGUCGAUUGAGGGAUUGCCGAUUGAAGGAUUCGAUUACGAAUCGAUCCUAGGGCAGUGCUGCGAAAUGCCGGUCGGAUACGUGCAGAUUCCGGUGGGGAUCGCGGGGCCGCUGCUUCUGGACGGGUUCGAGUACUCGGUUCCGAUGGCGACGACGGAAGGGUGCUUGGUGGCGAGCGCAAACAGAGGGUGUAAGGCUAUAUAUAUGUCCGGCGGAGCCACCAGCGUGCUGCUGAGGGACGGCAUGACCAGAGCUCCCGUCGUUAGGUUCGACUCCGCCAAGAGAGCUUCCGAGCUAAAGUUCUUCGUGGAGGACCCUGUCAACUUCGAUACUCUCGCCGUUAUCUUCAAUAGGUCUAGUAGAUUCGCGAGGCUGCAAGGUAUUCAGUGCGCGAUUGCUGGGAAGAAUGUGUACAUGAGAUUUAGCUGCAGCACAGGCGAUGCCAUGGGGAUGAACAUGGUUUCCAAAGGGGUCCAGAAUGUCCUUGAUUAUCUGCAAAACGAUUUUCCUGACAUGGAUAUCAUUGGCAUCUCUGGGAACUUUUGUUCGGACAAGAAACCGGCUGCUGUAAACUGGAUUGAAGGACGUGGCAAAUCAGUUGUUUGCGAGGCAGUGAUCAAGGAAGAGGUGGUGAAGAAGGUUCUGAAAACCAAUGUAGAUGCUCUGGUAGAGCUUAACAUGCUCAAGAACCUUGCAGGUUCUGCCGUUGCAGGUGCUCUUGGUGGAUACAAUGCCCACGCCAGCAAUAUUGUGUCUGCAGUGUUUAUAGCCACCGGCCAAGACCCAGCACAAAACAUUGAGAGUUCUCACUGCAUUACAAUGAUGGAAGCAGUCAACAACGGCAAGGAUCUUCACAUCUCCGUGACAAUGCCUUCGAUUGAGGUGGGUACGGUUGGAGGUGGGACUCAACUAGCGUCUCAAUCCGCCUGCUUGAAUUUGCUUGGAGUAAAGGGUGCAAACAAAGAGUCGGCAGGAUCAAACGCUAGGCUUCUGGCCACCAUCGUAGCCGGUUCGGUGUUGGCGGGAGAGCUAUCUUUGAUGUCUGCCAUUGCCGCUGGUCAACUCGUGAAGAGUCACAUGAAAUACAAUAGAUCCAGCAAAGAUGUGACAAAAGUUACAUCCUAAAAAAAGAAGGGGAAGAUACAUGGUCCCGACGAUGAAUCGGACAAACUAUAUAAAAAAAGGAAACAUGAAUGUGAGAGAGAAGGAGAAAAAUGAAAAAAAGAGUCCAGGCUGUUGGGUGCACAUGGGAAAUUGUUGGAUUCCAUAGCUGGUAGUGGGUUUUGGGGUUUUUUUUUUUCGAUGGAGUUAAGAGGUAGAAAGAUCCAUUACAUGGCUGGUUGUACAGGUCUUGCUUAUUCUCUCUAUUUCCCUCUUUCUUCUUCUUCUCUCUCUCUUCUGUCUGUGGGACAGCAUAACCGGGAAGGCAAUGAGCAGAGAGCGUCCCCAUGCUCAUGUCGCCAUCUUGAUAUAUAUAUA